UGACAAAAUAUCCACCCAUUGACAUAUGACCUGCACGUGUUGAGGAAAACUGUUGUUACACAGACGUAUGGACAAUGUAUCAUGGAAGAAGACGGUUGAGUAGACUUUGCAACGUGAUAGCCACGUUAUUGUUCUGUUUAAUAUUCUUAUUGGUUUUAAAACGUAUGUGCUUUAUAACAUUUUCAUAUUACCCAAAUCCACCAUUGGAACCUAAAAAUAGAAAUCAAAAAGACCAUGUGGUCACGUACGGAGCCAGUUACUUGAAACCAGCUUUUCUAAAAACUAUAGUGGUUUGGACGCGUUAUUUCGGAGAAUGGGGAUGGGAGAUUAUAGCAGAAAAUUCAAUGAAAAGCUGCCCGACUAAAUGUAUGUACACACGAGAUAAAAACCUACUAGAGAAUGCGAACGCGGUGUUAUUUAAUGCCAAUGAUAUGUGGAAAUAUCGAACUUUAAUUGGCACGCUUUAUGAAUUCCCUAUACCAAUGCCUAAUGUGAGAACACCGAACCAAGUCUGGAUCUUACUGAGUAUUGAACCAAUGAAUACAAUGCGUGUUUCUAUGAACCAGUAUGGAUUUAACUGGACGACAUUAUACAGGAGGGAAUCCACCGUAUACUACCCAUUUACAAACCGGUUUAAAAUGUCUCCAGAUGAAAUAAAUAAGAGUGAAAAGCAUUCCAAAGGAGUGUCUGAAAAUCAUUUCAAAACCAAAACAAAGUUCGCUGCAACCAUGAUAAGUAAUUGUGACGAUGAUGCAAGAAGGUAUAAAAUAAUCAGGGAAUUGAAAAGAUACGUUGACAUCGAUGAAUUUGGGGAUUGUUCUGGAAAUGUGAUAUGUCAAUACCGGAAAUCCCCGAACGAAUGUAAGCAACUCUACGAGUAUAAAUUCUAUUUAGCUUUUGAAAAUAGUUUCUGUAGGGACUACGUUUCUGAGAAAUUUUGGUUGACAUAUGAUAGAGGGCAGAUCCCAAUAAUUGCCGCACCGAAAUACAAUUUAGAGAUGUUGCCGCCUAAGUCUUACCUUAAUGUGUUUGAUUACAAUAGUAUUCAGGAACUAGCAGACGAGAUGGUCAAGGUCGGAGAUAAUGAAACGCUUUAUAACAGUUAUUUUGAUUGGAUGAAAAUUUAUAAGCGUGAGAAGAAAUCCAUAUAUUGCAGAUUAUGUGAGGAACUUUAUGCCAACAGAACAGCACAAAAUUAUAUUGACAUGGAUGAAUGGAUCAAUGAUGAUAUUUGUGAAAAGCAAACGUUAUGGUCAUCGCUGUCGGCAUUAAUCGAGAGGUGGUUGUUUGACAUCGGAUUGGUAUAAACAGUUAUGUGCCACAUAACAGAUCAUAUGUGUGCAUACUGCAGUCGUCCUCAGUCCUGGUAGAAUGAUGGCAUGAACUUCGAUCGUCAGAUUCCAUUUAAAAUGCUAAAAAGAAAAGCAUUGAUGCAAAGCAUCAAAGGGCGUCCAAGCA
Molecule: messenger RNA, 1458 nt
Organism: Ruditapes philippinarum (Manila clam)
Lineage: Eukaryota; Metazoa; Mollusca; Bivalvia; Venerida; Veneridae
Product: alpha-(1,3)-fucosyltransferase fut-6-like
Exons: 2
Coding region: 75-1307 (410 amino acids)
Cellular component (GO): membrane
Molecular function (GO): alpha-(1->3)-fucosyltransferase activity
Source: RefSeq, a predicted model, not a curated record